Messenger RNA from Olea europaea var. sylvestris, 4455 nucleotides. Its product is annotated as splicing factor, suppressor of white-apricot homolog. Gene Ontology annotation, biological process: mRNA 5'-splice site recognition; RNA processing. Lineage: Eukaryota; Viridiplantae; Streptophyta; Magnoliopsida; Lamiales; Oleaceae. Gene Ontology annotation, molecular function: RNA binding. The record is from RefSeq and is a predicted model, not a curated record. The transcript has 3 exons. The coding region runs from base 2002 to 4290 and encodes 762 amino acids.
CUCUAGGGUUUUUUUUUUCCCAUUUUUCUCGCUCGCACAAAAAAAAGAUUCAAUCAACUGGAUUUAGACUACCAAUAAUUUGCAAUCAAAGCAGAAAGCGAAAUGGAUCUAGAGUUGGUGGGACGCCAUGCGCUUCUUUUUGAUGACGACGCCACGGCGUCGUUCGUGAAUUCCGGUGACGCCCUCGUUGAUUGGCACUCCCUCCAAAUUGACCGGUAUGACGUCCGUCACUUACUCACCGCUCCGCCGCCGCCCCGCCGCCGGAGUCGCAAUUCCCAACCUCUUUUCUCUGAUGACCCUUUCUUUGAAUCUCAACUCGAUCAUGAGCGAUAUCUUGAUCUCCCUCCUACUCCUGAUCAAUCAGGUAUAAUGAAAAUUCCUAACUUUCAAUUGAGCUUGUAAUGUUUUUGCUUCUUUAUUAAUUGUUUUUAAGGCGUCAAAAGUGCUAUUUAUUUUCUUGAAGAGAUAAUUAUUUAGGGGGAGCUUGGGGGAGGGGGUUGCCGAGACCCUUUUUGGUGAAAUGUGUUAUUGAAAAAAUUUCAACUAAGCACCAAAAUGAAAAUGACGAGUGACAAUUUUUUUCUCAACCUUAUCAAGGAGACACUGAAUGACACGAAGAAACCCAGACCUUCCUGAUGUCUGCUAUAUUAGCAGAUAACUCUCCAGUUGUGAAUAUUGAACUUCAUAUGUUGCCUUUAACUAUUGUUAAUAUCUAUUACGAGCUUUGGUAGAAUAUAUGGUGCCACGAUCUGAAUCCAUUUUAUCAAUUUUCUCCGAGACGAUGAUAGAAUUUUUUUUUAAGUGAAAGCUAUUCGUUUUGUCUGUCAGACAAAAAGCUGACAUAGGUGUUAUGGGUAGAAUUUUCCCAACUUCUGGGGAAUUGAAUGGAUUUUGCACCCCCCUAUUAUAUGCGGGCCUUUGUUAAGAAAAAGCAACCCUUAUUAGUUUGUUCUAUAAAGAAAAAGAAUUGCGGAGAAGGAUGCAAUUUACAGCUAAUAAAGCUACUAAUAAUGAAAAUGGAAAAUUGCGUAGAGAUUGUGAUUUUGGAGGCAGUGUUGUUGUUGGGGUGAAAUAAAUUUAUUUUGAAGUCUCCUUAAAAAACAGGGUAGUCCAAAGGAAGGAUCGAGUAACUUUCUAGUUUGUGCUGGUAUGUACUUCUCUGCAAUAUGCUUUUGAGUUUGCAGGAGGGCUGUAAACUAUGUUGCUUCUUCCAUUUACAAAGUUACAAGAGUUUGAAAAGCCAACAAAUACUGGUGGUUACCGCGCUGUUGCCUUCUCUUAUGGAAGCACUGAUGAUUCUGCUGACCAAAGGAAUGCUGAUGCUGGGUUGGAAUCCUCUAGAUUUUGUCCUUCCUUCCCUGUUCCUGAUAACCUUUCUCAAAGCUUGGUAAGUUUGGGGUUUUCAGCCUAAGGAUUUUGAGUAAUUCGAUAUGUCCUUGAUCUUUUUCUUGCUUGCUGACUGGAUUUCUCCAAGAUGGCCAACUAAUAAUUGUCUAAGGUGCAUAUGUUAUCUAAGGCUCAUCAUGUCUGAGUUUUCAGAUUCUCGGAGCAGGGACUGACUUGUGACCUAAGGUUGCCAUACACAGGCACUUUCUUUCGUUUGUUGUCAUGACAUAACGCCGUGCAGGUGGGAUUAGGAUAGAAAUUUUCUUUAUGAUGACUAUCAGUUUGCCACUUGAGAGGGCAUUUGUUAUGUAUAUGAUCUGUAGGGCUCUGGUUAUUGUGGUAUGAUUAUUCUAGCUUGUUAUUUCAAUAGCUUAAUGUCUUAAUUAAUACUUUGCAAAUUUUAACUUUGACAUAUUGUUGAGAAGUUUAGAGAUUCUAAUAUUUGAUGGAGUUCUCUUUUCUUUCUUUCUUGCUUUGUGCCUCUUUUUUCAGCCUCCAACAGAGAAGCUACAUCAGAUAAUUUCGAGGACUGCCACGUUUGUCAGCAGGCAUGGCAGUCAGUCAGAGAUUGUUCUGCGGGUGAAACAGGGAGAUAAUCCGAUCUUUGGGUUCUUGAUGCCUGACCAUCGUCUUCAUGCUUACUUCAGAUAUCUUGUUGACCACCCAGAACUUUUGCAUUCUGACAUUGAUGGAAAUUCUCAAAAUGAGGGUAGAAAGGCUGGCAGUGAGCACAAUGAUCUGGACAGCAUAGGAGGGGGAGCGUUGUCCCUGCUUGGAUCUGUAUAUGGGUCUGGGGAGGAAGAGGACGGUGAAGAUAAUGCAGGAGCUUCUGGGGAACCUGCUAGUGCUGUUGAUAAAACCAUUUCUUGUGGGUUGGAGAAGAUAGAAUCAAGUGCAGAUGCAGCUGACAAGUAUGGGGCAGUAUCGAAGAACCCGCUUUCUAAUAAAUCUAAUGUGCUUGCAGUGAAGAAGAAUUCUUUGAUUGGUGCUUCUAAGGCUGGAAGUGCUGGUGGCACUAAGAAGAAAGUUGACUCUGCUUCAUCCUCUAUAGCUGCAGAGAAGUCAAAGGGUUCUGCUUUAGGAGUGACCCCUAAGGUGGAACCUUUAGUUCUGGAGCCUCCGUCUGAUUUAAAGAGAUUGAUAUACAAGAUAGUAGAAUUAAUUACGAAAUAUGGAAAGCAGUUUGAGGCAACUCUUCUGGAGCAAGAUUUCAAUAAAGAGAGAUUUCUUUUUCUUCUACCAUCAAAUCAGUAUCAUCCUUACUACUUAAAAGUCCUCCAAAAAGCUCAAGAGUCGAAAGUAAAUGGCAAGGGAUUCCAUUUUGGAAAAGAUGACCCAGUAGGACGAGGGAUGGACAAGAAAGCUUCUGUACUCGGGGAAGGUGAUUUUUCGUUCUUAGAUUGUCACAAUCCAUUUGAAUUUGACAGGAAAGAGAAGUUUAAGAUGACAAUAGGUAAAUCUAAGAAGGAUGCACAGGAGACUGAAUGCAGAGGAACACAGCAAGAAUUUGGAGUCACUGUAGAUGCUGCUUCUGCCGCCGCUAUUCUUCAGGCUGCCACAAGAGGCAUCAAGCAUCCCAAUUUGGGAAUAAUUUCAAGCACACCUCUGAAUGUUUAUCAUGGCCGUAGCAGUGAUGAUAAUCAGGCUACGAGUUUAGGCACUCUCCCUUAUUCUCAGCCGCAUGGCAUGAUUGAAAAGUCUGAUAGGAAUGAAGGUCAUAAUGUUUCUGGUCCUGCGACCAAGACAAUUGCUAGAACAGCUGCUCUUGAAGCUGCUGGUGAGGCUGAUUCUUCUGAGGCACACCUGACCAAGGAGCAAAAGCUGAAAGCUGAGAGGCUCCAAAGGGCUAAAAUGUUUGUUGCCAUGUUGAAAAGUGGAGCUGUGCCUUACAAAACUGGAACAUCGCGAGGCUCGUCAUUAGAACCUCAAGAAUUGGGUCUCACGAAAUCUGCUGGUGAGGUGAAUCUUUCCGGUAAACAACGAGAAGGCAGCUCUGCUCCUGUAGAUUUAAAUAAGCUGGCUACUGAUGAAAAGCCAGAGAGGGAUAAUUUUGCUGCGGAGCAUAUUGGGCGAGUAUCAAGAAGGAAGUAUAGAUCAAGAUCUGGGGAGGACGAGGACGAGGAUGAAAAUGGAGAAAAAAAUGCACAUAAUGAAGGGAAACCAAGACGGAAGUACAGGUCAAGGCCUGGGAGACACGAGGAGAAUGAUGUAAAUGGAGAAGAAACAGAGAUGAAGCACUCAAGGAGGGAGCACCGUUCUCAUUCUUCUUCUCUGGAAGAUGGAGAAAAAAGUGAAGAGGACAGGGAACGCGAGCGCUCAAAAAGGAAGCACCGGUCUCGUAUUUCACCACAAGGAGAAGAUGACUAUGAAGACAGGGAGAGGGAGGAAAAAGAUCGUAAACGAUCUAGGAAGAAGCAUCGAUCUCACCAUUCUUCUAAACACUCAAGGAAGAGGCAUUCAUCCAAGCAGCAUUCAUGUGAAGAAGAGGAUGAAGAAGAUGAAGAGGAAACGCACAACAGGCACUCAGGGAAAAAGCACCGUUCUUCACACCAUAGCAGAUGCAGUCGUAGGCACAAAGAAAGGUAUUCUUUGAGAGAGAGAGAAUCUCGAGACUACACCAAGGAAGAUGGCUCUUCUGAUGAAGAGCAUCAGCGCUGUAAUAUCCCAGAUAAACAUAAAAAGGGAUCUGACGUAGAAAGAGAUGAGUUGGAGGAAGGUGAGAUCAGCUCCAAAGCUUCAGGUGAUUCUAGAGGAAUUGCUAGCGCCCAUGUCAGUAGAGAACCUUCACUUGAUGCAUCAAAUUUGUACCAGAGGGCACCAUCAUCUCAACCUCAGGAAGCAAUGACUGAGGUCUCGGAUGAUCUUAGAGCCAAAAUCCGUGCAAUGCUGAUGGCAACGCGGUAGUAACUUCGUUUCCAUCAAGAUUGGUAAAAUUGAAUGGAGAUGUAAUAACAACAGAGAGAUGCAAAACAAAAAUAUUUAAAAGUUGCUUCAAAAUUGUAAACUUGUAAAAUGUUGUUGUCCUUGUUUACGGAAAAUCAAAAUCAAUCUGUGCUUCAAUAUUUUCCA